AGAUCCAAGUACGAAGUUAUUAUUUACUCGAGUAUUUAAUAUUUAUAAAUGAUUUCAAAGGAAAAUGUCGAAAACCAAUGUCGUCUUCAACUGAUUUAUUCUAUCAAUACCUUCAUUAUCAUGCUUGCUUGCCAUUUAACUUAAUUCAUCGAUUCGCGGGUACUCCUACUCCUUUUUUAUCACAACGGGUAACCUUAACUUGGUCACUUUGCUUUCUUGCUUCUUGCUUCUUGCUUCUUGCUUCUUGCUUCUUGCUUCUUGCCUUCUCACUAUUUGUACAAUUUAUAAUUCGUACUCAAGUCCUCAAGUUCCCUGUCAGCCCCAAAAAGCUUCUUCGAUUUUCCAAUAAUUUUUAAUUACCGAACGCGUCGCGACAAAUUCUAAUGGUCUUCGGUCUUUGGGGAAAUAGUAAAUACUAAUAACUCCAUACCAUCCUACCUACCUACACCUACCAGCAGGGACCUGGAAAUCCAGCAAAGGUUGAUAAUUGGAAUUGGAAUGGAAACUUGAAUGCGCAUUCAUUCUGUCAACAAACCAACCAACAACAACAGCAACAUCUAGAAGAGAGGUUCGAGUGGAAGCAAAGUAUCUCGAUAAUUUGAUAAUAUUUGAUUAUAAUAUUUUGACCAAAAAAAUAAAUUAAAAAAAUACCAAAGAGAAAGAGAAGAGAUACAGUGACAGACGAAUAUCAAAUCGUCUGCACUGUUCUCUAAACUUUGGGUGAGUGGUUCCUUAUUCUUUGGAUUGAUUGAUUGAUUUUCCUAUUCCUGUUAUCCGCCUGCAUCCUUAUUUCAUUUCAUCCCCGUCGGCAAAAUAACUGGAGAUUUGAUCACUGUGAAUUUGGGAGUCUUAUUAACACUCUCAUUUUCUCCAUCUCUACAGUCAAUAUUCAGACAUUGAUUUCGACACCUCCUCGGACGACGACGGCAGAGGCAGGAUUCGAACUUCUAUAUCCUGAUCCAUCAAAUUCUCCUGCCUUGUCAACAACUUCAACUGCUGAGGGUGGAGGCUCGUCUCCUAUUCUUCCACCUCUGCCAGAACCAACAAUAAACGGUCAUACCAUCGAUCUUUUUGGAACUCCACCUUCGCGCCCGCCAUCAGAACCUCAAACGGAUACUAGCGCUUUCUUUACGGCCAGUUGGGGAUCUCCGUAUCAACACCCUACAGGAUCUUCGGUUGACAGCCGUUCACUCUAUCGAAGCGCAUAUAGUGAAGCAUCAGAAGACUCGGAAGAUCUGCCCAUUCGCCAUCUUGAGUUGCACACACCGUUUUUACGUCCCCCUCCAGCUUUCACAAGAUCUCAAACAGAACCGGAUUUUGUGUCUCACGACGGCCUCAUCAGCGCUGCCGUACUAGCCAAUCGGGCUCGACGUCCUGCGCAUCGAUUGACUGAAGAUUGGAUAAGGCAACAUACCGGAGGAGAAUCGACGGAAAGGAAUAAUUGGCUCAGUGACGACCCUGGAGAAAGUGAGAACUCUUCAUUGAGCGGAUCAAACUCAGGACGCGCAACAAAUUCUUCGGUACUAGAAUCAGACCCCAGGACUCCCACUUUACAACGGGUUUUGCAAGCAAGUCAACAAUCAAGGUGGGAAUCCGAGAGUCGGCAUAGAAGAAAGGACACCGGAGAGACUUUGACACAAGCAGAUAUUCUAUCCUCAUUACGUGCCAAAUCUUCAAAAAUGUCGGCAAGAAACGAGGGUGGUUCGCAGAGAACUUCUGCCAGUCAUACACCAAUAGAUGAAAAACCCCUUCCUCCUCCACCUUUGAUGGCACCAUGGGCAGGCAAAGCUUUGCCUAACCCUACACCAUCUCCAACUACCCCGCUACAUCCACGAUUAAAGAAGAAAGUCCCAUGGAAGGGAAAGAAUAUAUUGGUAUUACUUCCUUGGGAUGAAGAUCGUGGAAAGAGGGGAGGCGCACCGAAACCCAUGACACCGAAAGAUGUAGCUGGCAUGCUAAAAGAUUGGGAGGAAUUGGGUUAUGACACCAGUGGAUUUAACCUUGGCUCUGAUGAUGGAGUUGAAGGUGGCCCUGGUCAGAGUCGAAAUGGUUGGCCGCUUAUAACUGAUGUGGAAGCGGAGAGGAACCAGAAAAGUUUCAAAGUCAGUAUUCCUGACAAGAGAGGUAAGAUAGAUGUUUUCCUUCGUCACUUUUUCAUCAAAGUUGAGGAGAGAAGCUCCAGAUGUGGUCGUGAACAUCCAUCCCUUUAUACCGUGCUGUGGCGUUCCCCCUUGCGUUCCUUAAUUGCUUAGUUGAACUACAUGAGAUUAUCGGAAUUGCGAAAUGGGAAUUUCCAAAUUAUCAUUUUCACGUCAUUUGUGAUAAAAUGAGUACUAAUGGAUUGGAUAAAUGUAGAAUGGGAUGCUUAUGUCGAAGAACUGAAAGAAGCCAAAUUACGAGCACUAGGUGUUUCUUUGGGGAACGAUGACCCCAUUCCCAUAAUUUCACCGGCGAUAUCGAAUUUAAGUCGUCGUACUUCAAUGCAAUAUCCACCAUUACCAUUUUCACCUCCGAUACCAACUUCAUCGGCAGCGAGUAGUCACAUGGCUCACAAUUCAAAUCUUCCCUUUUCUCCUGCUUUGAUGAUGCCUGGAAAUGGUUUAUCUACAAGUCAAAGCUCCAACCAAGGUUCUAUCGCUUCUCCCGUCUCAAUGCAUGCGCACUUGCAUGGAAAAUUCGGAGGCAUGAGACACAGUUCGGUGUCGUUUGGACACGGGGAUCAUCCUUUCGGAUCACCUUUUCAAUAUCCACAACCAACCUCAUCACCCGGUGUUUGGUCUCCACAACAAAUGCUUUACCAGCAUGGACAUAGGAGUGGGUCUCCUUCGAUGCACAAUUUGGGAUCGAUCAGAUCUCCCACUUCACCUCUCUCUCAGGAUGGUUACUUUCCACCAGGUUCAGGUGAUGCCAUGUCGCGACAAAUUCUGAUGCAAAAUCAAUUACUGGCUGCAAGUGCCCGUGCUCGUGCAUCUCCAAGUCUUCAAGAGGUUCGUGAAAGUGAAGAUGAACAGAUGGCGGAGAUGCCCCUUCCAAGCAAGAGUCCUUCAAAAACACCAACGUUGCAAGAUGAAGCAACCAUCAAGCAUAAUGCAAGCGCAAGCUUGCAGCGAGAAAUUGAUGAUGCUGAAUAUCAUCUCGAGGAACAAUUCCAACGACAACUUGAUGGUGAUGACUACAGUCCUCAUUCUGAUCAAGUGGAGGUCGACAAACAAUUUGAGAAUAAACCUGUACCUCACCUUAGAAAUUCCUCGAUUGUUGGCGGUGGACUUGGAUCUUCACGAUUUGUGGUGGAAACAUCUGAUGAGGAGCCUGUUCUUCAUCACCCCCAACCCCACAGUCGAGGACAUUCCCUAUCUCAGCGGCCGUUCCAGGAUUCCGAGCAAGAUACGUCUAGUGGUGAGUCGAAGAAUGGAUUACGUGGUGUAAAGGAUAACGCGAAAUACGACUUGUCUGAUAUUGAAACCAACCCUAGCAAUAUGGGGACACCGACCUUGCGGAGCGGCGUACCAGCAUUUGGCCAUGAUAGGGACAUGUCCAUAUCCAGCAAUCCAUGGCUCGAUGCUGCAUCUAUUCAAUCAAAGAUGACACAACCUAGUCAUCGAUCUAACAAGCAAUCUAUGUCAACAUUAAAUGUUGCAGCGAGGCCUUUCAAUUUUAACCCAACAAGUUCUUUCCAACCAAAUCAAUUCUCUUUCACUGGUGGUAAUUUUAAACCAGCACAUACAGCUGUCAAUUACGUGCCGUUCGCUCAUCAAGGACCUUUACCUGGUGUAACUGGACAUCAUAGCAAUAACUCUGUGAAGAAUUCAUUCAGUAAAGUCGAUGCUCCUGCCCAGGUAUUCUCCCCUAAUCUGCCAGGCUUUGCACCCGGACACAGCGAGUUCAACUUCCAAGGACCAAGCUUCAGGCCUGAUGCACCAACAUUUACUCCGAACUUUUCCACCUCUAUCACUUCUGUGAGUGAAGAACCUGGUAGUGAAGCCCCAAAAAAUCCCAUCUUUGCUGGUCUUGAUUUGAAUUCCCUCGGCACGACGAAACCUGCGAAGAAGUCAAAAGCGAUUCCCAUUGUUCGGCCUGAUAGUAAUCCAUCGAAGGAGUCUGAAGAACCAAUGGAAGGUAAAGACGGUCGCCCCAUGCAGAAUCCGGGCCACAUCAAGAGAAUGCGUAGGGCAAACGAUGAUGGCGAUUCCGUACCUCUGUUUGCUGGGUCCACUGUGGCUCUUCAAGAAAACACCUCGGAAAAGUCAAGCCGAAAGGAGGCCCAGCUCGCUACUACAGAUGACGACAAGGAAAACUUCGCGCCUUCAAGUGAAGAUGUUGAAAAGUUGCCUACUGCUGUUGAGAACAAAAUGCCAUCGAAUGAUGCGGAUUUCUCCCCAUUCGAGUUCCAACAACAAAAGGAAGCAGAGGAUUUCAAUGCCGCAAUACCGUUCACUGCACAAAAAUUUGAAUCUAAUCUUGAUAGAUAUGGUGUUGAUAUUGCAAAGUCAGAAGAUGACAUGGAAGACGUUGAUGAAACUGCACCCAAACGAGAUCCACACUCGCGGACAGCAUCAAAUGCAAGUGGAAGUCAGCCUGGCCACAGGAAAAUGUCAUCAUCUCUUUCUGCAGCUGCAAAACCUUUAGAAUCUCAAUUAGACGGGAAUUUUGCUUUCACUUUUAGUGGAAGCCAAGCUCCGGUACUUGCCCCAGCUUCUCCUGUUCUCCCAAAGACCAAUGGCUUCGCAGACUCCAGGUAUGCUAACAGUCCAUCGCCAACUCGAGUAUCUGCUACGGAAUCACCCGCCCUGCGACCUCAUGAAGUAAACGAUUUCCAAAAUGCGUUACCAGUGCCUCUGAGUCCGCCAAAAUACGACGAAGACUCUGACUUGGAGGAGGGUGAGAUUCGAGAGGAUAGAGACCCAACAUUUGAGGAGAUUGAUGCUGUUAUGAGGCAUCUUAAUUCAACGGAAAUGUCACCAGCCACAGCCUCCGAUGGAGAUGAUACUCCAAGAUGGCACGAAGCUGGCUCACAAAGACAUAUCCGAAUUCCCUCAAUGUCAUCUCCUAUUCGCCUUCAUCCUAAUCUCCUGCGAAGUGAUGCUCCUAGCCCAAGUCCAGGUCCAAAAAGAUAUCUAGAGGAUAGUCAGUUCGGUGAAAUGUCUCCCGAAAGAGGAUAUUCUUACAUGGGAGCUGAAGAUGAUCCAUUCGCGGAUCCUCAUUCUACAGCUGCAUUUGGAUCACCUAUUCAUCGUCUCAACACUGGCAAUAGUCUACCAGUAAGUGAUUGGGAUGAUGUCCUCAGCGAAGGCGAGGAGAUUAAACUUCAUGAAAGAAUUGGUUUCUUCGAUAAUCGUGUCAAUGACAUCGUCGGUUCGUUGUUGGCCGAUAGAUUGGAUCCGAUCGAGAAGAUCCUGGAAGGAAUUACACAUACUUUACAAUCAAUGUCUUAUCCCGCAAAGACCGCACCGAAUCGUAGAGAACGACGCAGCAUAUCUGGUGCACUCAGUGAUGCUGAUGAUGAAGAUGACGAAGACCCUGGAAGAUCCGCAAGCCCAAGGAGAAACGCAAAAUUGGAGAAAAUCAGAACGGUCGUAUUGGAUGCUCUCAAUACUCAUUCCUCUAGACCUCAAAGUGCCAUCACUCAAACAGCUGCAUCAAUGUUACCUGCCUCGCGUAAUGUCCUUCAAGCUUUGGAUGAAAUGAAGGAGCAUCUAACUCGAUCCACACAACCUGCCUUUAGCGUGGAAGAUCUCAAGAAUGCUGUGGAGCAAGUUGUUGAAAAGAGAAUACCUGCUCCAGUUAAUCAUGAUGAUGUUUCAGCUACUAAAUUAGCGGAGGCUGAAGCAAAGAUAGCUGCUCUUGAACAACAAGCCCACACUAGCCACAAUAGGUUGGCUGAGACGGAAGAAAAUUCCCGACUCAAGAUUUCUGAGCUCGAAGAAAAGCUCCACAGAGCUGAUGAUUGGGUUGAGGAAGAGAUCAAGAAACGCAGAGCUGCUGAAGACUCCAAGGCUAUGACGGAAAGAUUUUUAGCUAGUUCUCUGGAAGAAGAAACUCGGCUGAGACAAAUCGUCGAGGAAAAGGGCUCGAAGGCGGAGAUAGAAAUCGUAACUCGACGAAAGGCCGAAGACCGUCUCGCCGAAGCUCAACGUCUGCUUCGUAUCUCUUCCGAAGAGGAAGAUCGACUUCGCGACGCCUUGUUGGAGAAAGAUGCCAGGAUUCGAGAGAUUGCAGAAGAUCGCGAUUACAAGGUAAGAGGUAUUGAAGAGUUUAAAAGCAAGACUACUAUGCGUAUCGCGCUUCUGGAAACUGCUCAGGAGAACUUUCGUAAAACCGAAGCAGAUCUCACCGCCACAAUUCACAUGGCAGAAUCUGAAUUACGGGAAUCGCGUUCGUUAGCCCAUAGAUGGCAGCUGGAGGCGGAAGGAGCCAUGGAAGCAGCCAAGAGGCACAGUGAGGAUGCGGAACAAGCCAACGAAACCAAUAGAGACCUUAGGAGGACCAUCGAGACUUUGAAGAACCAGAUGGAGGAAAGUAUCCGAGUCCGCGAAUCCAUGAGAUCGAAAUUAAUGGAUUUGCAGGAGGAUAUGGCUACAGCGGCCCAAAGCAUCUCACAAGAAAACUCACAUCACGCCCAGAAGGAACAGGAAUUACUUGCCAGACAAGAAGUCCUCGAUGCUAAACUUCAUGCCGAGGCUAGAACAAGGGAACGACUCGAAAUGGAAAUUGAACGACUAGAGAGCGGCGAGAGACAAGGUGUGAGAGCUGUUAACGAGUGUAAGCGGUUGGAGGCUCUCGUCGUUGAACUACGAAAUGAGAAUCAUGCUGCCCACAAAGAUGUCAUGAGAUACAAGCGCGAAUUCGAGGAAGCUCGCGAAUCUGGCCUAGGCGAGGUUGCACGCACGAGAAAAUAUAUGCAGGUUGAGGUCGACACCGCUAAUCAUGAGGUCAACGUCGUCAGAGAGGAACUUGAGAAUCAAAUCUCCAGACUUCAAGCCGAGAUAGAUCUGGUGAAAUUGGAUGCCGAAACUGCAAAGGAGCAACAUGAUAUGCUUUUAGAAGCUGCGCAAACUUCCAAGAAGGGCAUGUUCGAUGAUAUUACGAGAAAGCAUCAAGAUCAGCUUGAAGAUCUACAAGAACAGCUCAAGCGACAACUUGAAAACACCAUCGUGGAUGCUCAGAGAUCGGAACAGCAUCUCUUGGAGCGAUUAAGUUUGAGUACCGCCAAGACGGAACAUCUUCAAGAUCGUGUGAGCCACUUGGAAGAUAAAUUGGAGGUCGCUAGGUCUGCUGCAAAAGCCGCCGCUACUCAUGCUAAAGCUGCAAGAUCGGCAAGUGUAGCUGGAUCAUUGCCAUCACCGUCACUACCAAAGGCUUCUACCCGUGGAUUGGACGUGCCGGAGAAGAUCUCUCCACAAGCACUUCGUGAAUCUAUCAUGGUUUUACAAGAGCAAUUGCAAGAUCGUGAGUUGAAGAUUGAAGAUCUAGAGCAGAAGCUUGAGGGUGUGGAUCCUGAUGCUUCAACAAAGAUUAGCAAACGUGAUGAUGAGAUCACGUGGCUACGAGAACUUCUUUCGGUGCGCAAGAGUGAUCUCCAAGAUAUUGUUCAAGCCUUAUCAACUGGCACAUAUAACCCAGGGAAUGUUCGUGAUGCGGCUAUCCGAUUAAGUGCCAAUCUGCAAAUGGAAGAGCAAGAACGUGAGAGAGCUAUGAACGGUGGCUCAUCCAUCAACCUUCCAAACAUUGCAGCUUCCAUUGCAGCGAGUCCUAGAGUUGCACAAGUUGCCAAUGCCGUAGGACCGCUUGCUGCUGCUUGGGGGAAUUGGAGAAACAAGAAUCAAUCAAAGGAUGCAACUGCUCUGAUGAGUGGUGGUAAUAGUUUAGCUACCGAAAGCGGUAACUCGACGCCAUCUAAAGCUGGAAGUUCAUCUGGAUUUCUAAGUGGGUUGAUGACACCACCGGCAAGUAGCUCCAGACAAUUCCCUAAUACACCUGGAGCACCUCCGCCAGUACAGAUCAACAGAGAGCCAGCCAGUUUCGCUAGGGAUAAUACAUUGAGUGCUUUUAACGCAACGGGUCAACGAUUUGCGGCUAAACAAGGUGGCCUUAGUUCCAGAACGUCCACACCGAGACGCGCGGACAAAGUCCCGGUCAGAAGAGAAGCAACAUCAACUCCACCAAUUCUGUUAAAGAGUAGCUAUGACAAUGAUGCUGUGGUAACAAAUCAUGAUGAACUAGAUAAUGGGAAUAGGCGCGGGAGCAGACGGGGGAGUGCACUUGCUCAAGCAGGUUUGGGGAUGAGCUUAGGCGAGGAACUGGGAGAUUUUGGAAGUGAAGAAGGCUUUUAUGAUGAUGAUGAAAGUACAAUGGAUGAGAUGGCUGGGAUUUAUAGUGGGGGAUUUGGACGUUGAUUAAAAAAGUUUAUUUUGUCAUUUCUUUUUAAUUUCUAUUGCGGUCUAAGUUUAAGAAUGUUUGAGGGGAGGAGAAAGUGGAUUCAAAGCUUCUUAUAUCAAUAUCGUCCGCAUUCACAGAAUGGGCUCUUUACAUACAUACUUAUCCUUUAAUAUUUCUAGAAUGAUACCCGGACUGCGCGAGGGAGAAGUAGUUGAGCGGAGAAAAUUGGUAGAGGAGAAAGGUUGGAUAUAGUUUCCUUUAUUAAUGUUGAUGGCUAGGAGGAAGGAUUUAAUGAUAGAAAAUGAAUAUUGAGAUUACUUUGCAUUUUUUAAUACCUGGUCAAAGUUGGAAUGAAUGAGCUGAAGUUUGGAU
This is a messenger RNA of Sclerotinia trifoliorum, 8748 nucleotides long. NCBI's taxonomy places the organism in Eukaryota, Fungi, Ascomycota, Leotiomycetes, Helotiales, Sclerotiniaceae. The record is from the annotation of a GenBank genome assembly.